This is a messenger RNA of Patella vulgata (common limpet), 6558 nucleotides long. RefSeq lists its product as uncharacterized. Gene Ontology annotation, molecular function: oxidoreductase activity, acting on the CH-OH group of donors, NAD or NADP as acceptor; NAD binding; NADP binding. Lineage: Eukaryota; Metazoa; Mollusca; Gastropoda; Patellidae. The record is from RefSeq and is a predicted model, not a curated record. The coding region runs from base 29 to 1798 and encodes 589 amino acids. The transcript has 16 exons.
UCCAUGUAAAGUUCUGUUACUCUACAAAAUGGCAGUCAAGUUCAAAGUUGGCGAUCUCGUAUGGGCGAAGAUGAAGGGGUUCCCCGCCUGGCCUGGAAAGGUGAUAGAACCCAAAUCUGACAUCAAGAGACCCUCCAAUAAGAAGCCACAUCAGUUUGUUUAUUUCUUUGGAUCAGAGAAUUAUGCUUGGAUGCCAGAAGAGAGUUUAUUGCAUUAUGCUUCAAACAAAGAGAAAGCCACACCUUCAUCUCGAGUUCCUAAAGGUUUUAAAGAGGCUGUGGAAGCUGCUGAUGAUGAAUUGAAACUGAGGCCAGCAGAGGAACAAGAGCGAGAACUACCAAGUAUUGAUGAAGAACUCGCCCAGAUUUUUCCAACAAAGAAAAAAUCCACUCCUCAGAAAGAUUAUUCUCGUGAACCUCUCUCUGGCAAAAAGUCAAAGGCUAAAUCCAACCUCACUAAGAAGGGAAUUGUGGGAAGGAAAAGUGAAAGUAGCAAAGAAAUGAAAUCUCCACCUGUUAGACAAAAACGUGAAAAAUCAUUGAAUAAAGUUGAAAAGAAGCCAGCAGAAUCUACUACAAAACAAACAAAACCAAGAAAUCGAGACAAUUUCAGAAAAUCCAUCACUAAACGACCAUAUUCUCCAACGUCCGACAGUAAAAAAACACCAGUUGCUCAGAAACGGCCCAAAGUAUCUAACUCUAUCUCACCACAAGCCAAAACACCAAUUUAUGCGUCGACUAAUUCAGCCACAUCUGAUGCACCAAGAGAACGUGGAUUCCAAGAUGCUUUUGAUUUUCCCGAUGAUGAAGAAAUAGAAGUGCCAAGUACAACUACAUCUAAUAGUGUAGCUGUGUCCUCAUCAACGCAGAUAGAAGAAAAUCUUCUUAUAAACAAAGGUGUAUUUACUAGCAGUAAGGGUGUGGUACCUACACCACUACGUAUUGGCUUCCUGGGACUCGGUAUUAUGGGACAGGGCAUGGUGAUGAACUUAUUGAGGUCAGGUCAUGAGGUCAUUGUGUGGAACAGAACAAAUUUAAAGUGUAAAGAGUUUGUGAAAGCUGGAGCAUUACGAGGUACGUCACCAUCAGAUGUCAUUCAAUCAUCAGAUAUAACCUUCACCUGUGUCUCAGAUUCACUGGCAGUUAGAGAUAUUGUAUUUGGUAAUCAAGGUGUAUUACAAGGUAUAACUAAAGGUAAAUGUUAUGUAGAAAUGUCAACAAUAGAUGAAGAAACAGUCCAAGAUGUUGCAGAGGCAAUUAUGGCAAGAGGUGGAGUAUUUUUAGAAGCACCUGUUUGUGGAAGUCGUGUUCCAGCAUUAGAAGGUCAACUAGUCAUUUUGACCUCCGGUGAUCGUAAAUUAUAUGACGAUUGUUUCUCAUGUUUCGAGGCAAUGGGCAAAAAAUCUUUCUACUUAGGAAAUGAAGUUGGUACAGCAUGUAAAAUGAAGUUAGUUAACAAUAUGUUAUUAGGGUGUGUAAUGAGUAGUUUAAGUGAAACUAUGGCAUUAGCAGAGAAAGUUGGAUUAGACCAGGAAGAUUUAACAGAGAUUCUCUCCCUUGGUUCACUUUCCUGCCCUACAAUAAUACACAAAUGUCAAGCAAUUAUGAAUGGAAAAUAUGAUCCACAUUUUCCAUUACAACACCAACAGAAAGACUUACGUCUGGCUUUAGGUCUGGGUGAUCGAGUUGAACAACCUUUACACAUGGCAUCUGCCGCCAACGAGAUGUACAAAAGAUCAAGAAAUUUGGGAUAUUCAGAGGCAGACAUGUCAGCUGUUUACAAAAGCUGCUGUUCAUAAUAUCACCAUAGCAACAUCACACAUCCCAUAAUUUUCUCAACGUUUUACACUAAAACGUAUCAUAAAGAAAAGCAUAGUCAUAUUUAUGUAGAUUUGAAUCUAGCAUGGUUAACCGAUAUUAUCCACAAACUCAUCACCAUUUCUUCAUGGAAACAUGUUCAACAUUUGUAUUUUUAUUAUUUUGGUUUAUUUAUGUUAAAUUUGUAGCUGUUCUUGGCUUUGUAUCACGUAUUUAACAGUGCACGAUUUUAAUCAAAAGAGUCCAUAUUUAGUGCUCUCUUUCACAGUGUGUAAUUAUUUGCACUGCCGCUAAUAUUUUAUGAAAUUCUGUGUAAUGACAGUUGCUAAACUGGGAAAUCGGCAAAUAGAGCUUUUUGCUAUUAAGUCAAAAGUCAGUAUGUUUCCCAGUAGUGUUAUGAUGAAGCCCUAGUGCUAGCCUGGAAAUAAUGAAUACUUUUAUACUUUGUACUGAACAUGUAUUAAACACGCAUUAUUUAAGAGAUAAAUCUGCCUAAUGCAGGUCUUUCUUUAGACCUUAAAUUAUUAAUUCAACAUUAAUUAACAUGACAAGACCGUAAUCAACUCAAGAUGCCAUCGGAUGCCUGCGAUAUUUAGUAGAUUCAAAUACGUUUAUGGUCGAUGCAGAUUCCAUAAAAAUGGAUAAUCAAAACUUAGUUUAUUAUCGUAACAACGGUAGUAAUGACAAUUGAGGCUAGCCUGCAAUUGUAUCGCUAAUAUCUAGUAAUUUGACUGAAAUUUUCAGCACAUUCUGUUUUUAUUAACUAUUUUUUAACUAUUAUAGCAAGAACUGCCAUCUCUUUAUCCAAUAUUACCUAAUGCAUCUUGAAUAAUAUUAAUAAAAACAUGACAGGUUCCAGAGGUAUUGUGCCUAAUAACGCCUGAAUCUGUACUUCUUUGAGUGGCAUGUAUCAUUUGCUUGAUAAAGACAAGAUUAUCAUCUUCGAAACAUUGACUGUUAAUAAACCAAUAAUUUUUAUUCCAUAAAUAGUUUUUGGGUCAGUGACCGGUGCCUUAUUUCCAGGCUUGCUUGUUUAUAAUAUGUGAGGACGUUAUAGUAAAGUCUUAGUGUUAUUGCAUUUUAAAUCUAUUAUAUACUGUUUUAAGAUAAACCUCAAGUUCGAGGCAAGUCUCGUAUGUAUAUACCAUUUAAUUAAAGCGGCACAAUAAACUUUACAAUUUUGCAUGCUUUAUGAUGCUUCAUAAAGUUUAGAUUAAUCUGUGUCAGAAAAUACGGUUGAUAUCCACAAGAAGGUUAUUCCGCCUACAUAGGUUAAUAAUGAUGCAGAUAUUCAUAAAAUAUAUUAAGACCUUGACACCUAAAAUAUUUUAGACAAGUCCUUCACUGAUUGGUUUCUAUAAUACACUGUAGAGUUGAUCCUGUUCACUUAUAUACAAAUAUCUUACACAAACAGAUAUCUAAAUCUUAUAGUAACAAUGUUGUCAUUAAUUUAUAAAAACAAACCACAUUCAUCAAAGUAAAAUACAGUAUUGCAGAUUCCAAUCUUACAAACAUCUAUAUUUCUUAAAACUCUUUAAAUUAGUUGGCAACCAAAGUAACAAUUGUUUAGGAUAAGUGACAUUACGGAGAGAUAAACAAUGGGCAUUAUUCAAUAAUAAACUUCUUCAGUUUGAAGAAAUGUGUGAGAUUGUUAUAAGAUAAUUACUUAGAGUAAAGAAUUAACAUUAAAGAAUUCAGAAAUGUAGUUUUUAAUAAUGAAGCUGUAGGAGUAGUCCCAGAUUUCACACGAUUUUGUUUGUAGUGAAAUGGUUUUAAGUAUUCAAUUGAAUGCCAAAAUGCAGUCUGAAAUAUAUCUGGAAUAGAUCCUUUUAAUAAUAGCUAAGCUUUUUGUGUGUUAUCCUGCAUCCAUACUGGCAGGUUUUGUUUUUUUUUAAACUUCUACAUCUAAGUAGUUGUUUAUAAAAUAAGAAAUUUGUACCCGAUAUUUAUCAUUUAAACUGGUCAAGAGAAUCAAGGGGAAUAACUCCUAAUAUUGACUACUGUAAAUUAUUGUGAAUAGUGUUAUUUGUAGUAAUUAUUAGAUUAGUAAUCUCUCCAUUUGUAAAACCAGUCACCAAUGGUAUUAGAAUUAAUAUCACACAUCAUUAAUGUUUUACUCAACACAAACUCCAAAUGUCAGUCACUUCGAUGAAAUUAUUUUACAAAUAAAUUAUUAUUAUUUGUCAAAUUUUUUAAGCAAUAUUUUCAUUUUGUAUAUUAUUUUUCAUCAAUAGAUUUCAAUCAAAUGAAGAAAGAUUGUUUUUUCGUUGUGGUAUUAUAUGAUAUGGUCGGUUGUCUUGUGUUUUAUUAAAUGUGUCAGUCAUAAUUGUAAAUAUAUAACUCCACAGUAACUGAUUUUUUCAUGGAUUUAAUGUUUUUAUCAUUAUGCUGUUUUUUUCUUUGUCUGGGAAGUUUGUGGUUGUUUUUCAAUCAACAACUUUUUUCAAAUUCAAACAGCUAAGAUACAUUUCAUAUACACAACCAUAGGUCAAAAAUGCAAUUGUUCAGGAAAAAUUCUCAUAUGGCACGUGUAUCCAUAAAAUAUAUAUUACUAUGUUAGUCUCAGACUGAGUGAAAUAUUGGGUGAACAAACCCAAUGGCUUUUCUUUGACGAUAAUAAAAAUUGCUUGAAGGGAAGAAUUUUCCCCAGAGUGUGGCAUUUCUGCAUAUAAUUCUCUCAUAAUUCCAACUGCCAAGAGUUUUAUUACGUGCACUGCAAUGUGUAUGCGCGUGGACUUUGUUUUUUUGUCCCAUGCUAACAACUAGGCACACUUUCCUUGUGAACCCUGCUAGCUUGAUCCCUGACAAGUAAGAACCUGGCUUGAAAAAUCCUGAAUGUUUUUCUCGAGUCAUGCUGGGGUCUUCUAAUCCGGGAUUUUCUAAUCAAGAGGCCAGUGAUUGACCUCCGCGGCACCUUUUACUUGAUAAGCAUCUAUUGUACUUAAUAACCAAACUCUAUACAAUAUUUUUCACUACACUGUUUUACUUUUUUACCUCUGUUUUAUUUCAUGUCCUCACAUUAUCUGUGUAAUGUAGGUCAUGUACUGAAAGUGUUUUAUUCCAUGUCCUCAAAUUGUCUGUGAAAUGUAGCACAUGUAAUUAAAGUGUUUCAGGGCCUUAUUCACUCAAACUAAAAUCUUUUAAGAAGCAGCCUUUUCUUUGGCGAAGAGCUAAAAUUUGUUCUAGGAAUUUUACCCUCUAUCGAUGACAAGGCUACAGUGUUAAAAUAUUCUAGUUUAAGUUUACAUCAAUCAUUGAUGAUCAGUGAGGUCCCUGGUAGUUUUUUGGAAGAAUAAGACAAUUUUAAUGGUUAUCUCAAUUCUUGGAAGUAAAUUGACAAUUAAAAACUAUGAAUAUAAUUGUAUUUAGUAUGUUUCUAAGUUAAAUUCAUUGAAAUUUGUUACUUUUAAGGCAAGUAAAUUGUCUGACAGUCAUUGAAAUUCACCAACUGGUCAGUUUCACUGUCUGUUAGUCAAAACCUGCAAAUAUGAUCACAACAAGAACUCUGAUCUAAUGCAUGAUUUUAAUGGUGACUAUUUAUAUUGACCAUUGUUUCCAUGGUAACAUACAACAGUAUAUUUUGAUAGGUUUUGUAGAUUGUAAACUAUUUCUGUUCUAAAUAUUUAUCAUGUUUGUAAAAUUCAUCAAAAAUAACAAUAAUGAGAUUGUUUGUUACACAAAUUAUGUAAAUUGUUAAAGUAUUAAAUUGAAUUGUAUUUUGAAUUAUGUUUUAAAAAUUUGCAAAAGUGUUCGAGUUCACAUUUACAUAGAAUUUCCUUGAAAUUUAUGAGCUCUUUGCCAUUCUUCUUAUUUCAAAGUUUCAAAGAAAAUCAAGUUUAGUUAAUAACUUGUUAUAAAUUCUGUUGUAUAUCAUUAUGAACAUUUGAGGGGCAAUUAUUUAUUUAACAUAUAUUCUUUGUUUUGAAAUUUGAGUAAAGUAUAAAAACCAAAGGGAGGUAAUCUAAAUGACCCUCUAUUUAUCAGAAUGUAUAACUAUAAAUUAUAAUCAUAUUAAAAUAUAGAUUUUUCAUCUUAAUACCUAAACAUACAACUUUUUGCACCAUGAAUUUAUGGUGAACUGAAACAAAGAUUGUAUACAAGUUUAGAAAUAUUGUACAUUAUUAGUUUGUAGCUGUCAUAUCUAUACAUAUAAAUAAGUAGUUUUCAUCAUCGCCAUAGUUACCGUUGUCAUUUAUAUUCUUUCCUUUUUUUAGGCCAUCAGCCCUAAGGGCUUAUGUUGUUACUUCUGUCCAUCGUCCAGCCGCCAAGCGUAAGGAAUUAGUUAUUUUAGACUAUUACUGCUAAAUCACUUGAUGGGUUACAAUGAAAUUUGGUUUAAGUUAAGUAGCUAGAAUCCACAGGGUGGUUAACAGGGACACUUUGAUUGGGCAAAUGGAUGCAUUUAUGGCUAGAGGGAUUUCAACCAAAAUGGAUAUGUUCAAAUAAGUUAUAGGAGUCCAUAAGGUCUUGUGGGCAUUCAUAUUCUCAGUAAGCUAAAUUUUCACACAUAUACUCUUAGACGAUUGGGCCUCUUCUUUCUUUUUCCCCUUUUUUUAAAAAAAUCCCUGUAAAUAAUAAUUUGUAAUGAAGUGACGUUUUUAAAACAAGAUGGACAGCAUUUAUAAAGAGAGUUGUUCUGUUUAAAUAAAUGUGGCGGCGAUAUUUAAGAGACUGUGUAUCGCGAUUUGAACUCUUGUAUAUUAUUGAUGAUGAUAUAAAAUAAAUGUAUUUUACCAAACAA